AUGCAAAUAAUAGCUGUCAGUCAUUGUGCAGCAGCCGUCGGCAAAUUUACCGUUAAUUCCCUGGGUUACACAGGUGCGGUAUUGAACAUGAAGUCGUCAAAAUACGUUAUUGGGUUGCCUUCACUGUCCACGGAAUACCCGCGCAUCGAUCGCUGUCGCGUCAAACCCGACGCAAAAGUGCGCACAGGCAACCAAGUAGCUACGCUUCGCCAACUGGGUGGCAUCAAAGGCGCGUCAAACGUGGAUCGACUGACACGGAAGUCUUUGCAGCGGACGAUGAUCCUGUCGAAAUUAUUCAGACCAGGCUCCAUUGUGAUCCACCGGUUCACAUCUACUGCCAAUCAAGCGGACUUUGUAUCUCGACUGAAACAUAAUUACUUUGUCAGGAACUAUCAUGUCACCUUUCUGAUUUGUGUGUUUAGCACUGGACUUUUGGCAAUGCUCACGUGCAGCAUAAUCAACGUUGUCGACAAUCCAGACGUACGCACUCCAUUUAGCAAAAUUCCAAGGAACGAAGCCUACUUUGAUCGCCUAUCGUUCGGUUCAUUUCGGGGGACGUUGGAAACAAAACCACCCGUACGUAUGCACUGGGACGGCACGAUUGAGCAUCCGUAUGACCCAGAAGAGCCAGUCACCAAACCUACCGCCGCACAGAAGUAG
This is a messenger RNA of Opisthorchis viverrini, 660 nucleotides long. RefSeq lists its product as hypothetical. The record is from RefSeq and is a predicted model, not a curated record. The transcript is spliced from 3 exons. Bases 1 to 660 code for a protein of 219 amino acids. NCBI's taxonomy places the organism in Eukaryota, Metazoa, Platyhelminthes, Trematoda, Opisthorchiida, Opisthorchiidae.